ACAGCCUGGAGUCCCUUCGAGCCUCCAAUCAUUCUUACCCUGCCUCUGGGUAAAGCAGGCAGGCACAGCCCUGUCAGUCCCUAGGGGUCAGUGUGUUGAGUUUCGCAGCGUUCCAUACUUGGUGCUGGACUCUGCUGUUCAUAGUCACGUCCAGUCCUGUGGGAAGAUCGACAGAACUGGCCUUCUCGUUUCUCUUCAGACACCCCCAUCACUCCAUGUAGCACCCACUGCUUUUCUUCCAAACCCCUACAUUUCUUCCCAAGCUGGAAGUCUCUAUUCUGCAAGCCCACGUGUCUUCAUGUUGAACGUUGUGUCUGUCUUGUUCCUGGCUGCAGCAUCUGCCUGCUCUUCCCCUGCAGUGGGGCCCAGCCCAGGAAGUAGUGCUGAAGAAAGUCACCUUUCAAGGUUGAACUGGAGCACUCUGGUUCCCCUAUGGCUCCAACAUCAGCGCCUGGGACUUCGAACAAAAGGCCCAGACUUCAUUCUGGAGGACUCCAUCUUUCAGAUUCUGGGGGGAUCCAUACACUAUUUCCGUGUACCCAGGGAAUACUGGAGGGACCGCCUGCUCAAAUUGAAAGCCUGUGGCUUGAAUACCCUUACCACCUAUGUGCCAUGGAACCUCCAUGAGCCAGAAAGAGGCAAAUUCGACUUCUCCGGGAACCUGGACCUAGAGGCCUUUAUCCAGCUGGCUGCAAAGAUCGGGCUGUGGGUGAUUCUGCGACCAGGGCCCUACAUCUGUAGUGAGAUUGACCUCGGGGGCUUGCCCAGCUGGCUCCUCCAAGACCCUGACAUGAAGCUGAGGACAACCUACCACGGCUUCACUAAGGCAGUGGAUCUUUACUUUGACCACCUGAUGUCCAGGGUGGUGCCACUUCAGUAUAAGCAUGGAGGACCUAUCAUCGCCGUGCAAGUGGAGAAUGAAUACGGUUCCUAUAACAAAGACCGUGCAUACAUGCCUUACAUCAAGAAGGCUUUGGAAGACAGAGGCAUCAUUGAGAUGCUCCUGACCUCGGACAACAAAGAUGGCCUGGAAAAGGGAGUCGUUGAUGGAGUGCUGGCCACCAUCAACUUACAGUCGCAACAGGAGCUGAUGGCACUAAACACUGUUCUCUUAUCUAUACAGGGGAUUCAACCCAAGAUGGUGAUGGAGUACUGGACAGGGUGGUUUGACUCGUGGGGUGGCUCCCACAAUAUCUUGGAUUCCUCUGAAGUCCUGCAAACAGUGUCUGCCAUCAUCAAAGACGGCUCCUCCAUCAACCUGUACAUGUUCCAUGGAGGCACAAAUUUUGGCUUCAUAAAUGGAGCCAUGCAUUUUAAUGACUACAAGGCUGAUGUUACCAGCUAUGACUAUGAUGCUAUACUGACAGAGGCUGGAGACUACACUGCCAAAUACACCAAGCUUCGAGAACUCUUUGGAACUGUCUCAGGUAUUCCUCCACCUCCUCCACCUGAGCUUACUGCUAAGAUGGUCUAUGAGCCAAUGAGUCCAGCUCUCUACCUAUCACUGUGGGAUGCUAUCCAGUACAUGGAUAAGCCAGUCACAUCUGAGACACCCAUCAACAUGGAGAACCUGCCAGUAAACAAUGGUAAUGGGCAGGCCUUUGGGUAUGUUCUGUAUGAGACCACUAUCUUUUCAUCUGGUGUCCUCAGUGGCCUCGUGCGUGACAGAGGACAGGUCUUUUUGAAUAGAGUAUCCAUAGGAUUCCUGGACUAUAAAACAACAAAGAUCACUAUCCCCUUGACCCAGGGUUACACCAUACUGAGGAUCUUGGUGGAGAAUCGUGGGCGAGUCAACUAUGGAAAUAACAUUGACAGUCAGCGCAAAGGUUUAAUUGGAAAUCUCUAUCUGAAUAAUAAAGCUCUGAAAAACUUCAAAAUCUACAGCCUGGAUAUGACAAAGCAGUUCCUUCAGAGGUUCGACAUGGACAACUGGAGUGUCAUACCCAAAGAACUGACCUUUCCUGCUUUCUUCCUGGGUGCCUUGUCAGUUGGCAUUUACCCUUCUGACACAUUUCUGAAGUUGGAGGGCUGGGUGAAGGGGGUUGUAUUCGUUAAUGGGCACAACCUUGGACGCUACUGGAAUGUAGGACCUCAGGAGACUCUCUACCUCCCAGGUGUCUGGCUGGACAAAGGAAUCAACAAGGUUAUCAUUUUUGAAGAGACAAUGUCAGGCUCCAUGGUCCAGUCUACUGAUAUCCCCCACCUGGGCAGGAACCAGUACAUUAACUGAACAGAAGUCCCAGCAGCCCCUGCUGUGGUUGGCAGCUUCCUUCCUCUCCUGCAGGAGAAUUCAUAACUAGCAACCUCAGGGAAUGAAGGGCUAUAGUCAACUUAGACUAUAAAAAUCCUAAGCCUGAGAGGACUGAAGAGAAGAUGGGGUAGCGCUCUCUGGGAUACACUCACAGUGAGAUGUCUUCUCUUCUGGUUUUGUGGAUGGGCACUUUCUGUUCCUCUGAUCUUUCAGGGGAAGCCGUAGGGCCAUCUCUGAGGGUGGAGUAUGUAGUUAUAUCACCUUCGAAGAAGGUGCUGGGCCUGGGUGGGUACUGCCCUCUUCUGGAAGUGAAAGCCUCGCUGACCAGCUUGCUGGUUCUAGGUAGGCUUUUUGAACAUUCCCAGCAGGGCAUAGCAACAUCUUAGACAGUCUCUUUGUGCUCCUGAACUUGUGCGUUUGUCAUUGUUUGUAGAGCAAAGAGAAAAGGGGAUCUAACACGAGUCAACUUUAUUUGUUGACUUUGCACCUGACUUUGUUCUGCGAAUCUGGAAGAAACAUGUCUUUUCCUUUUCAGGCUGUCUCUUCUUACAUGAAUCAGUUGGUAAACAGAGCCUAAGAGAAAAAGGCGUGUUCAGUACUUAUCUCCCAUGUUAAGAGGUUGGCAUUUCAGCAGAAACCACCUCACACCCAUGCUCUCAGGAAGAGAAUGGCAGAAGGCCCAGCUAGGUAGUACUGGGCAGCUGCACCCCACUGCAGUUGGAUCUGGCGUUAGCUACAGCCCACAGGUCUAGCACUGUCUUGUUUCUAGCUCAGUGAUUCUUUGAAUACUCUCCUUCCCCUUCCUGACCAAACCGCAGGGCAGAGGAAAGGCAGCAGGGUGGAGGAAAGGCCACGCUGUCUUAGUCCAGACUGAAGGUUCUUGUUCAAGGGAUCAAGUGCAAUGGUUUGGCUUGGGCUUGUCAUUCUAAAUUGCAAUACAUUUGAAGCAAACCUUCUUUGUGGAUGUCUCAAGCUUGUCUGCGCCACUCUCAGCCAUGGGAGGUGACCCUUAAGGAUCUAGAUACUGAUGGUACCCAGCUGGCAAGUGGCACAGACCACUGGCUUCUUACCACUUUUCCUGAUUUCAAUUCUCCUUGGCAUGUCAUUGCAUUCAGAGCAGUCCAAUCUCAUGCUGGUAGUUAAGAAUAAGAACUUUCUAGAAAGCGAAACCAGAACAUAUCAUUGAGCUAUAGAAGAUAGUUUUGCUUCAUAAAUUACAGCUGAAAUGUACUGCUCCAAGUAAUAGUGCCCACACAGAAGCCCAGUGAAGAUGGGCUAGGCAAGAACAGGCCAACGGAGAGGCUUACAGACUGACAGGGUGGCUCCCUGAGUAAGGCCAAGACUACUGUAGUCAGGGCUACUACAGCCACUGAGCUAAGCGCCCAGCUAACUUACUUGUGAGUGGUCAUAGGGGCACAACCCAUGUCCCACUGGGUCUGAGAAAUUGAGGUUGUGUCUGUCUGUCUGUCUGUCUGUCUGUCUUUUUCUCGAUGUCUCUAAGAUGGGGUCAUAUUAUAAUAAUCCAGUCUGGCCUUGAUCUUCUGGUUCUCUUGCCUUAGCUUCCCAACUUCUGAGAUUACAGGCUUGUAGCAUCAUGCCCAACUCAAAGGAACCUUUUUUAAAAAGCCUUUUAUUUGUCUUAAAAAUUUAAAAUAAAAUCACUUGAUAAUUA
Molecule: messenger RNA, 3923 nt
Organism: Mus musculus (house mouse)
Lineage: Eukaryota; Metazoa; Chordata; Mammalia; Rodentia; Muridae
Gene: Glb1l2
Product: galactosidase, beta 1-like 2
Exons: 20
Coding region: 299-2230 (643 amino acids)
Biological process (GO): carbohydrate metabolic process
Molecular function (GO): beta-galactosidase activity; hydrolase activity, hydrolyzing O-glycosyl compounds
Source: RefSeq, a predicted model, not a curated record